Messenger RNA from Guillardia theta CCMP2712, 864 nucleotides. RefSeq lists its product as hypothetical. NCBI's taxonomy places the organism in Eukaryota, Cryptophyceae, Pyrenomonadales, Geminigeraceae. The coding region runs from base 1 to 864 and encodes 287 amino acids. The record is from RefSeq and is a predicted model, not a curated record. Gene Ontology annotation, cellular component: chloroplast envelope. The transcript has 6 exons.
AUGCCGCGCGUGGAUCGAUGGGCAUUUGUGCGUCGUCGGGUGAAGGAGCAGCUCCUUCCUAUCGGGCUUCUCCUCGCUAUCACCGUCGGGAUCAUGUUCCCUUCCUUGGGGGUUGCAGCAGGGAAAUUCGCGGUGACCAACUACCUCGCAGCCGGCAUCUUCUUCAUCGGGGGGAUGAAACUGAGGACGGAGGAGGCGAGGAAUGCUCUCAACAACCUCCCAGCCAUUCUGUGGGGGACCUGUAGCAUCCUCCUCGUCUCCGCUGUGCUGGGGACACGCGUGAAUAACGUCUUCCCCCUCACUGUGCCAGAGUUUUCUCUGGGGAUUGCCUUGUUUGUCUGCAUGCCCUGCACCAUCAACAGCGGAGCUGCGCUGGCUGCUCAGUCAGGAGGGAACUUCGCGCUCGCUCUCCUCCUCACGCUCAUCUCCAGCAUCCUGGGAGUAUUCGUCGUGCCUUUCCUGCUCAACAACUUGACCUACUUCGGGGCAUCGGUGUCCCUCCCUAUCAAGGAGAUGGUUGUCAAACUCUGUACGACUGUCUUGCUCCCGUUGUUCCUCGGCAAAGCUUCCUGCCGCCAUCUUCUGCCAUCCUCCUCCCAUGUUCCUCUUCCUCUUCCUCUCCGUCCCUCCACCUUCUCGCAGCUGACACCGCCCAGGCCUCGUCGUAGCCUCCAAGACAGUGAAGGUGAGGACAAGCUUCUGAAAAGUCCAGCUGAAGGGGAGCAGGGAGAGGUGAAGAGGAGGGGAGAGCUGCUGGGGUUGGUCAGCAACGUUCUCAUCAUCAUGACCCCCUGGAUUCAAAUCAGCCGCUCAGCUCAGCGAGACGUCUUCUCAGCCGUCACCCCAGCUGAACUGUUGGUGUGA